Molecule: messenger RNA, 1575 nt
Organism: Trichomonas vaginalis G3
Lineage: Eukaryota; Parabasalia; Trichomonadida; Trichomonadidae
Exons: 1
Coding region: 1-1575 (524 amino acids)
Source: RefSeq, a predicted model, not a curated record
AUGAUUUUAUUGUUUCUAGCUUCUCUAGUAAAUUCAAAACAAGUCCAAGAUGCUGGAUCAUACACAGACUUUAUUGAAAGCUCACUAACUCUAACAUUUAAUCCGAAGUCGAAUCGAGAAAAUUUUCUUAUCAUAACAAAUCCAAACGAAUUCAAAAGUGGGAACAAAUCUAUAAGUUCUAUAUAUAGAAACCCAACAGAGCUUACUUUCAAUGGUUCAAAUCAAGAAAUUCAUUAUAUUUAUUUAACAUUACUCAAAGAUUGUGACUACAUUGAUAUAGUAGUUAAUGCAGGACCUAAUAAUAAGAUUACAUUGAAGGCAAGCGACUUAUCCGUAAAGUCUCAAUAUUGUUUAGCGUUUGUAAACCAAAAUGAACAGGAUUAUACAGUUUUCAGAUCAGACGAAACAAAUCCUUCAGAUAAACUGUAUGUUUCUUCAUCAUUGACGAUGGAAAAUGGUGGAAGCAAACAAAAUGUUAACAAGGAAUUAAUAAUUAAAAAUCAGAACGCUGUUAUCCUGUCAUUUAUUACUAAUUCCAAGUCUGUUGAUGAUGGCACGGAGAUUGGCAUUACAAAAUUCGAAGGACAAAAAUCAAAUUACUCAAUUAAGUAUUAUUACGUUCCUGAGUACAAAAACGUGUUUUACUCUUCAUCACCUGUUAUUUCCAGCCAGAUUAAGUUCGAAUAUGGUCCAAGAGAAAUAAAAUUAACAAAAGAUCCCCAAAUAAUCGAAAUUCCAUCAGGAACUUAUCUAACAUUUAGUGAUUCUGACCAAUCAUGCAAAGGAAGAGCUUUCUCAGGCCUCAAUACCAUUGAUUUUCUCGGAUAUACAAAGAUUGUUGCUAUUUCUUUCAUUUCUAAUGGAUAUAUCGAGCUCUGGUCAUCAUCUGAUGAUAAAUGCAAAGAAAUACAUUACGUUGCAUUCAAAAAUUCCUCAAUUUCAAGUUGCGAUGAAGUUAUUACUAUAAUUGGCCAAGUUUCAUACAAAUCGAAGUUCUCACCAUUCACAAAUUGUUGUGUUUACGCGGGAAUUUCGAAAGGAAAAAUUUCGAUUUCGGAUACAGAUAAAUCUGCGAAAUUCUACAAAUCCGAUGGUACUCCGUAUCAAUAUAGGAAGGAUGAUGCAACAAUACCUCUCCAACUUGUCAUUUCUACCAAAGCAUAUGAUGACAAAAUCAAAUUUAAAGUCAAAGACAAAGAAAGCAACAAAGAGAUAGUUAUUAGGAAUGGCAGACAGAACUACAUGUCAUACAGUAUAUCAGAAGAUUCUAUUGUCAAUACGAAUGCUUUAAUUGGAGAUAAUGAUGAUAAUUUUGAUUUUGAUGGAAUUUCUAUUUCAAAAAUCAUUGCAAUUAUUAUUGGAUUCACAGUGUUUAUUGUUGUAUUGGGAACUGUGUUUAUUGUUGUGUUUAUUUGUACAUUUACUUAUUGCUGCAAGAGAAAAUCAGAAAACUCUGAUACAACAACAUCUUCUGUCACUCAGACACAUGUUCCAUUGAGUUUGUUUGUUUGUUUUUUUAUAAAUAAAGCUUUACUCCCUUCGAAAUUUUGUUCAAUGUGUUCAUUCUAUACUUAG